GCUGGGGCGGGCGGCCCUUUGGGUGUGAGAGGUGGGUGGACACCUAGGACUCUGAGGCCAGGCCGCCGAGGCCGGUGCUGUACACGCCAUGGUUUUCGCUCACCGCUUGGGACGACCUAACUCCACGGUUAGGAACAGCUUAUCCCCAACGCAGGAGGGUAAAAAACUAAAACGUGUUGGGUGCCAGGUGUGUGCGUUCCCACAGAGAGCCAAAAAAGCGAAAUAAAACAUGCGACCGUCGUGAGACUCUGGGUCAAUUAUGUACUGUCAAAGAUGUGGCAAAAUAACAGGUGUUUUGAAGGAGCUGGGCCUACAUAGGAGGAUAGAUGGAAUUGUUAUCUUUUGCUUUCUGUUCAGUGUUGAAAAGCAUGUUUGUAAUGCAAAAUGGUGGUAUCAAAGCGUCCCCCUAGAAUAUGGAAAUAAGGUUGUUGUCUGGGGGAAAACUAUAAAAUGUAAAGAAACAUUUUAGGGAGGCCUGGGUGGCUCAGUCGGCUUCCCCGACUUUGUCUCAGGUCAUGAUCGCACAGUUGGUGAGUUUGAGCCCAGCCUGGGUCUCUGUACCGAUAGCUCAGAGCCUGGAACCUGCUUUGGAGUCUUGGGUCUCCGUCUCUCUGCCCCUCCCCCACUCGCCCUCUAUCUCAAAAAUAAGCAAACAUUUUUAAAAAAGAAAAGAAACAUUUUACCAGACCUUCAAGGCUGAUCUGUUACUGAACCAUUGAAUAAAAAGAGAUUCACCGGUCCCAGAUGAAUCCAAGCCUCCUCUAGAGGGAGAAAGAGGAUAUCCUGGCUUUAACAGGAUCUUUCCAGAGCCCAGAAGCUGGGAAGGUGGUUUCCACAAGGCACAUUCCAUCAGACAUUGAAACUCUUCUUCAGCAUGCUGAUCCCAUUUUCAAUGAAGAAUUGCUUCCAGUUACUUUGUAACCUCAAGGUCCCAACAGCUGGCUUUAAAAACACAGUAAAAAGUGGGCUUAUUUUACAAUCGAUUUCUAAUGAUGUUUAUCAAAAUCUGGCUGUAGAAGACUGGAUCCAUGACCAUGUGAAUCUAGAGGGCAAGCCGGUUCUUUUCCUUUGGAGAAAUUCUCCCUCUGUUGUAAUAGGUAGACAUCAGAAUCCUUGGCAGGAAUGCAACCUGAAUCUGAUGAGAGAAGAAGGUAUAAAGCUGGCUCGGAGAAGAAGUGGAGGAGGAACAGUCUAUCAUGAUAUGGGUAAUAUCAAUUUGACUUUUUUUACAACCAAAAAAAAGUACAAUAGGAUGGAGAAUUUAAAAUUAGUUGUGAGAGCUCUGAAUGCUAUCCAACCCCAGCUGGAUGUGCAGGCCACUAAAAGAUGUGACCUUUUACUUGAUGGACAGUUUAAAAUCUCAGGAACAGCUUCUAAGAUUGGCCGGACUACUGCUUAUCACCAUUGCACUUUAUUAUGUAGUACCAAUAGGGCCUUCUUAUCAUCUUUGCUGAAGAGCCCUUACCAAGGGAUCAAGAGCAGUGCCACUGCUAGCAUACCUUCCGUAGUAAAAAAUCUUUUGGAAAAAGAUCCCACUCUGACCUGUGAAGUACUGAUGAAUGCUAUUGCUGCAGAAUAUGCUGCUUACCAUCAAAUUGAUAAUCAUAUUAACCUAAUAAACCCAACGGAUGAGACACUGUUUCCUGGAAUAAAUAAUAAAGCCAAAGAACUACAGACCUGGGAGUGGAUAUAUGGCAAAACUCCAAAGUUUAGUAUAAACACUUCCUUUAAUGUAUUAUAUGGACAGUCAUAUUUGGAAAUUAAAAUAGUCCUAGACAUAAAGAAUGGAAGAAUUGAAAUCUGUAAUAUUGAAGCACCUGAUCAUUGGUUGCCACUGGAAAUAUGUGACAAAUUAAAAGCAGGUUUUAUUGGCAGUAAGUUUUGCCCAAUUGAAACUACUAUGCUAACAAGUAUAUUACAUAAAACAUGUCCUAAAGAUGAUGAACUACACAGUAAAUGGAAUAUUCUCUGUGAAAAAAUUAAGGGAAUAAUGUGAUUCCAAAUAAAUUUCUUAAUGGUUUUAAUGAUAAUAAAAUGUUUACUUUGUA
This is a messenger RNA of Neofelis nebulosa (Clouded leopard), 2048 nucleotides long. RefSeq names its product lipoyltransferase 1 (gene LIPT1). The record is from RefSeq and is a predicted model, not a curated record. Lineage: Eukaryota; Metazoa; Chordata; Mammalia; Carnivora; Felidae. The transcript has 2 exons. Gene Ontology annotation, molecular function: lipoyltransferase activity. Gene Ontology annotation, biological process: protein lipoylation. Gene Ontology annotation, cellular component: cytoplasm; mitochondrion. Bases 875 to 1996 code for a protein of 373 amino acids.